CAGACUUCAGUUGCAGUCGCGAAUUAGCGUCGCACAGACGCGCUGUCUCGCAUAGAUACUACCAUCUCGCUCUUGCUUUUGCUCGCGGAAGUCCGAUAGUUCUUGUGGGUGUAACGGUUAAUUGUAACUUUGUAAAAUGGUGCACUUAAACGAGAAAAACGAGGAUCAGCAUAUGGCCAAACGGAUUUCGGAGCUGCAGGAGUGGCUUAAAUCGCAGCCCCAACUGCCGCAGAAUAUAUCCCGUUUGCUUCUGCGACGUUUUCUGCACACGACGCGCGGCGAUCCAUCAGCCGCCCAACGCCUCUUGGAACUCAACUAUGGACUGCGAAACAAACAUGCCCACAUCUUCAUCGAUCGUGACCCUCUGGACGACAGUUCUCAGCAGCUUCUGCAAGUCGCAGAUCUGGUCCCGUUGCCCGGCCUGACCCCGGAGAACAAUAAGCUGCUCUUUUAUCGCCUUAUUGACUUUGACGCGGACAAGUUCAACUUUACGGCUGCGAUCAAGGUCUUCUUCAUGGUGGCAGACUGCCGUUUUGCGACGGAGGAUGAAGAGCGGUUGUCGGACGGGGAGAUACCCGUUUUCGACAUGGCUGGCUAUACGCUGCGCCACCUCACUAAGACAGCCUUAGGUGCGUUGCGUGUAUACAUGAAGUUCGUCCAAGAGGCCCAUCCUGUCCGGCUUAAGGAGAUCCAUGUGCUCAACUGCCCUUCGUUUGUGGACAAAGUGAUGGCGGUGGUCAAGCCGUUUAUUAAGGGAGAGGUCUUUAAGCUAAUUCACUUCCAUUUGCCGGAUGCGGAUACUCCAUAUCGUCACUUUCCGCGCUCCAUGCUGCCAGAGGAGUACGGCGGCGAGGCGGGCAAAAUGUCCGACCUGAAGCUAGAGUGGAUGCAAUUGCUCAAGGAGCAGAGGGACUAUCUGAUGGAUGCGGAAAACUGGCAGAUAAACAAGGCCAGAAAAAACGGACAGCGAAAGUCGAGCGAGGCUGGAGUUACCCAAAGUUUACGUUCCCUCGAAAUUGAUUAGAUAUUUUGUGCGCACAACUGUACCUUAAUCAUUGGAGCCAUUAACGAUUUUCACAUUUCUUAAGAGGAUUUUACCUUUGCAUCCUUCCAUAAACUCUACUGAGUUCAUAUUUAAUAAUCCCAUAAUGAAAUAGUGAUUGGAUUGCCCAGUCCUGGUGAAUAUGAAAAUCGGAUUAGGCUCAUCCAUCUAUUGUACUUUUGUUUUUUUUUUUAUUGUUCCAUUUCCCAGCUGGGCUUGGGUCUAUGUAAAUAUAUAUACUACGCUUAAAAA
Messenger RNA from Drosophila eugracilis, 1294 nucleotides. Its product is annotated as alpha-tocopherol transfer protein-like. Gene Ontology annotation, molecular function: phosphatidylinositol bisphosphate binding. NCBI's taxonomy places the organism in Eukaryota, Metazoa, Arthropoda, Insecta, Diptera, Drosophilidae. Gene Ontology annotation, cellular component: membrane. The transcript is spliced from 5 exons. The coding region runs from base 137 to 1024 and encodes 295 amino acids. The record is from RefSeq and is a predicted model, not a curated record.